AUGAACGCCUCAAUCUCCAUCCCGGACCGCCUCCCCGUCCUUCCCCUCCCCUACCCGCUCGUCCUCCACCCGAACCUUCUCCUCUCCAUCAACAUCUCCUACGCACACUCCCUCAGCCUCCUCAAGGCCGCUCUCCAGUUCUCGGCCUCGCUCUCCGACUCGGCCACCCCCGCAAACUCGGACGACGGCUCAAAGAACAACACAAACAGACGCCCACCACGCUCCCGCCCCUCGGCCACCUCGUCCCUCUCCGACUCGUCCAGGCCCAUCAUCAUCGCCUGCGUACCCACCGUCCGCGCCCCGCGCGGAACCCACUCGGCCGCAAAAAACGCCACAAAGACCACCGCACCCGCACUGCCCCCCACCACACCAUCACCGCCAAACGAUCGCUCCAACAGCCCCAACCCCAACCCCAACCACGACGACCUCGACACCCGCGUAAAGAUCAACGACCUCUUCGACUGGGGCUGCGCCGCACGCCUCAUGCGCCUCACCCGCAACCCGCACAACCAGACCUGCACCCUCGUCGUGUCCGGCCUCACCCGCGUACGCAUCGACCGCUGGCUCUCGGUCCGCGCCCCCCUCACCGCCACCUCGCUCGACCCAAAGAGCAACCUCGCAAUCCCAGACGUUCCCGUACCCCUCGCCGCCACCACCCCCUUUGUCGACGACGACGCCUGGCCCACCUUCCCCGAGGCCGCCCCCGGAGACAUUGACCUCGUCACCCGCCUCAAAAAGGUCUCGAUCGAGCUCAUCGACGCCAUCGCACUCCUCGCCGUCCCGUCCAGCGCAACAGACACGCCCGGCAGCCCAGCAGAUCCGCAGCACCAGGACCCCAGCCCCAUGGUCGGGCCCGGCCUGCCCCUCAUGCCCGCCAGCCUGCUCAAGAAGCUACGCACCUUUGUCCGCGACUGCCGCGAGUCCCAGGCCGGGCUUCUCGCCGACGUCAUCAUGGGCACCCUCGGCGGCGCCUGCGAGUGGUCCGAGCGCGUCGGCGUCCUCGGCGACUGGGAUCAGAAGGAGCGCGUGCGCCACACGACCGACGUCGUCGCAGAGGGCGCCAAGCGCGUCCGGCUCGCCCGCGAGCUCCUCGUCGCCCUCGCCUCGCCCCUCAACGCCAGCAACAAGGAGGCCGUCAUCCGAUCCCAGCUCGAGGCCCUCCUGACCCAGCUCGCCGCCCUCAACCAGGGCGUCGCGGCCAAGAUCGCAUCGGCCGGCUUCGACGGCACCGACGGCGGCAACGGCAACGGCAACGGCAGCGCCCCGGGCAAGCUCGGCAACGGCAUCAUCACCAUCCGAGGACCCUUGCCACGUCGGAGCAGCGGCGGCGACGUGGCCCCACCCCGCGGCGGUGGCAGCAGCCCUGGCGACCGUCGCAACCCCUUUUCGCCGCGUGGAGGUCCCGGCGCGCCCGCCUCGAGCGGCAACGACGAGGACGAGGACGAGGUGGCCGAGCUGGCCAAGAAGCUCGAAGAGACCCGCCUGAGCCCCGAAGCGCGCAAGGCGUGCGACAAGGAGCUCAAGCGCCUCGCCCGCAUCCCGCCCCAGAGCGUCGAGCGCGGCGUCGUCAUCACCUACCUCGAGAUUAUGGCCGAGCUGCCGUGGGAAAAGAUUACGGCCGAUCUGCCGGCGCCGCCGACCAAGGCCGCCGCCGCCGGCGGUGCUGCUGCCCAUGCCGCUGCCGAUGCGCAGAAGCCCAACGAGGGCAUCGUCGAGCGCGCCCGCCGCAUCCUCGACGAGGAUCACUUUGGCCUCGAAAAGGUCAAGAAGCGCCUCGUCGAGUACCUGGCCGUCCUCGAGCUCAAGACCGAGCAGGCGCAGGAGCGCGACGUCGCCGAUGCAUCGGCCGCCUUUGACGGCGACGAGUCGGUCGACCGGAACGGUGGCGCCGACGACGGCGACGACGCGGCGGCUGCGGACGCCGAGCGCGAGGCCGAGGCGCUGCGCCGGCGCAACGACAAGCUGCGCGUCGGCGACAAGGGCCCCAUCCUGCUGCUGGUGGGCCCGCCGGGCACGGGCAAGACGUCGAUUGCCAAGUCGCUGGCGUCGGCGCUCCAGCGGCCGUUUACGCGCCUGUCGCUCGGAGGCGUGCGCGACGAGGCCGAGAUCCGCGGCCACCGCAGGACGUACGUGGGCGCCAUGCCCGGCUCGAUUGUGUCGUCGCUGCGCAAGGUGGGCGUGUCGGACCCCGUUAUCCUACUCGACGAGGUUGACAAGCUGGGCAGCGGCAACGGCCUCCACGGCGACCCGAUGGCGGCCAUGCUCGAGGUGCUCGACCCGGAGCAGAACCACACCUUCAGCGAUCACUACGUCAACGUGCCCAUCGACCUGAGCCGCGUCCUGUUCAUCGCCACGGCCAACACGCUCGACACGAUCUCGCCGCCGCUGCUCGACCGCACCGAGGUGAUCCACAUCUCGGGCUACACGCACGACGAAAAGACGGCCAUCGCGCGCCAGUACCUGCUGCCCAAGCAGGUCAAGGCGCAGGGCCUGCAACCGGGCGACCUGGUCGUGUCGGACGAGGUGCUGCUCAAGAUUGCCAUGGGCUACACGCGCGAGGCCGGCGUGCGCACCCUCGAGCGCGAGGUGGGCGCCCUGGCGCGCGCCAAGGCCGUCGAGUACGCCCAGGCCAAAAAGGGCGCGCUGCGCGACGACGCGGGCAACGCCGUCGCCUACGACCCCGUCGUCAAGGUCGAGCAGCUGGAAAAGUACUUGGGCCCCGAGACUUUCGAGCCCGAGGUGGCCGAGUCCGAGGCGCGGCGGCCGGGCGUGGCGACGGGCCUGGCCUACCAGGGCUCGGGAUCGGGCGGCAUCCUGCACAUCGAGUCGGUGCUGCUGCCGCCGGGCAGCGGCAACCUCAAGCUGACGGGCUCGCUGGGCGACGUGAUCCGCGAGUCGGCCGAGAUUGCCAUGUCGUGGGUGCGCGCCCACUCGUUCCAGCUGGGCAUCGUCAAGACGCGCGACUCGGAGUUCCCGCGCAACGACGUCCACCUCCACCUGCCCUCGGGCUCGAUCCCAAAGGACGGGCCUUCGGCGGGCGUCGCCAUGACGUGCGCGCUGGUGAGCCUGUUUACCAAGACGCCGCUCUCGCCCUACCUGGCCAUGACGGGCGAGGUGACGCUGCGCGGCGUCGUGAUGCCCGUCGGCGGCAUACGCGAGAAGCUGACGGGCGCGUCGCGCGCCGGGAUCCGCAAGGUGCUGCUGCCGCACCGCAACCGCAAGGACGUCGAGGCCGACCUGCCCAAAAAGGUGCGCGACGAGCUCGACAUCCGCUACGUGCGCACCGUCUGGGAGGCCCUCGAGGCCGCGUUUGGCACGCGCCUGUUUGAGAAUGCCGCCAUGGCCCUCGAGGCCAGCGGCUACAAUGACGAGGGCAUCCGCGAGGGCCGCCGCCUCAUGAGCGAGAUUGUCGACUCGCGCCUCUGA
Messenger RNA from Pseudozyma flocculosa PF-1, 3426 nucleotides. RefSeq lists its product as uncharacterized. Gene Ontology annotation, molecular function: serine-type endopeptidase activity; ATP-dependent peptidase activity; ATP binding. Gene Ontology annotation, cellular component: peroxisomal matrix. The coding region runs from base 1 to 3426 and encodes 1141 amino acids. The transcript is spliced from 2 exons. Gene Ontology annotation, biological process: protein catabolic process; protein targeting to peroxisome; protein processing. The record is from RefSeq and is a predicted model, not a curated record. NCBI's taxonomy places the organism in Eukaryota, Fungi, Basidiomycota, Ustilaginomycetes, Ustilaginales, Ustilaginaceae.